This is a messenger RNA of Hydractinia symbiolongicarpus, 2299 nucleotides long. RefSeq names its product major facilitator superfamily domain-containing protein 6-like. The record is from RefSeq and is a predicted model, not a curated record. The coding region runs from base 340 to 2226 and encodes 628 amino acids. NCBI's taxonomy places the organism in Eukaryota, Metazoa, Cnidaria, Hydrozoa, Anthoathecata, Hydractiniidae. The transcript is spliced from 2 exons. Gene Ontology annotation, cellular component: membrane.
CGCAAAACGCAAGAGCAAGAAAAAUCAACCGAAAAAUAUUAGAAAAAAAAGAGUCGGAUGGUGAUAUUAAAUAAAAUCUCGAUAGAAUAUAGAAUACAAAACAAGUCAAAUUCUUGGAUAUUUUUUUCCAUAAUCGUUUUCAAAUUCGUGAAAUGCACCAAACAUUCACAGCAGUAAUAAACAGAACCGGUUUCGAGCAGUAUUCGCAGUGGGGAAAAAUUUAUUGUUUCGGUUCAUUGAGCCCAAACUACAAGAUUAUCUUUGAUGUAUAUUUUAAAAAUUCAAAAAUGAGCUCGAUGUUUUAAGAAUACAUAAAGCAAGAAGAAAAAUAGUGUAAUAAUGGGAUCGGAUAACGAGGAGGAAAUAGAUUUAAAUUCUUUUAGAGAAGGGAGUGCUUGUAAUGAAGAAAUAACACAAGAAUGUCAUUGUUGUAAGGACGUAAACCGCCAUCUUUUGCCGCCAAAACUGUUCUACUUUUUCUUCUUCGCCGCAAAUGGAACCUUAAUGCCUUAUCUGGUCUUGUUUUUCAAACAACUAGGGCUCACUCCCAGUCAAGUUGGUAUUGUAACUGGAUUUAAACCAUUCAUGUCUUUUAUAUGUACUCCUGUAUGGGGAUAUAUUGCGGACAAGUACAAGAAAACAAAGUGGAUAUACAUCAUAUCUCUUUUGGCUUAUAUUGGUGGAUAUUUUGCUUAUUCUUUUGCGCCAGCGAAACACGUGUGUAAACUUCGAACGAAUUCGACGAAACAUCACCAGCCCUUUGGCUUUCAUUCUCAUGUACACAAAAGAAAUAUCGAAUCUUCAUACAAGUUAUAUCAAAUACUGCACAAAUUAAAAUCCAAGAGGAACAUAUAUACCCCAAAACAAAACACCGAAUACCUUAGAAAACACAAGAAAAAGCACAUUCGCGAUGUAGGAACGAUCAAUUCUGACUAUCAAACUUUCCCAGACGAGGGUGGAAUUUCCUUCUUUCAACUCCCAGCUCAUUUAGGAGCUCUUGCAUCAAAAGGAAAAGGAAAAGUGUUAAAAACCAACACAGGGCUAGAGAAAGAGAACUUUACACGCAAAGAUAGUCUGCCCUUUUAUAACGACGAGCCGUCUUGGACAAGUGAUAUAAGCGAACACAGAUCUCCUUGGGGAAUUUGUGCAGCUGCUAGAGCUAAUUCUGAAUAUGAAACAAAUUUCAGCGCGGAAAUCAAAGCCAUAGUGGAUAUGAAGGCAAUCUUUACGUAUCUCUUGAUCGUCACUAUUGUGGCUACCAUCUUUUCAUGUGCGUUGAUUACAGUUGUGGAUACGGCAACUAUUCGAAAACUGCAAGAAAACAACGAAACGCACAAAUAUGGUAAACAACGCUUGUGGGGAUCUCUUGGAUGGGGAAUUACCUCUUUUGGUGUAGGCGCCAUUAUUAGUUUGAUUCCCCUCUGUCCAGGAAUGAAUAACGAAGUUAAUUAUUACCCAGCGUUUUACGUUUUCGCUGUGUUGUUGUUAUUUGCACUGGUAAUUGGAUUAAGGUUGCAGUUUAAUCCACCAGAACAGGUAGAGAGCGAUGAUGUACAAAUUAGCCAUGCGCAGAAAAUCAAGAACGGUUUGAAACUUUUAAAAGAUCCUGUAUAUUUUUGCUUUAUCGCGACAUCUUUUUACAUUGGUAUUGUUAUGUCUAUUAUAAAGACAUUCUUGUUUUGGCAUCUAAAAGACAUUGGUGGAACACAGCUUUUAUUCAGUAUAGCAGCAGCCAUCAAUUGUGUUUCAGAAGUGUUCGUCUAUUUCUGCUCAUCCUUAUUCAUACAACGUAUUGGUCAUAUUAAAGUGUUAUAUAUUGCCUUAGUGUGCUAUUCCAUGCGACUAUUUUAUUACGGACUGCUUACUAACCCAUGGUACGUACUCGCUGCUGAACCACUGUCUGGUAUAACAACAGCUGCUGCAUGGGCGUCUAUGACGUCAUACAUUGGAUUGCACGCCACGCCUGAGAGUGUUACUACUUUACAAGGUAUAUUACACGGUAUUCACUGGGGACUUGGUCACGGUUGUGGGGAAUUACUUGGUGGGUUCAUGGUGUCAUGGAUUGGCGGAGCAAUGACAUUUAAUGUGUUUGGUGCAUUGACACUUCUUCAAUUGCUUAUUUUUAUGUCUGUAAAUUAUUGCAGCCAAAAAAGGUUAACAAAAAACAUAAACGCGAAACUUUCAGAACAGAAUACGCCGUUGAUGAAAAAUCAAGUGGAAGAAUGAAGAGAAGUGUUUUAUUGGCAUUAAUUUGUAGCUAAUUGUUUUUAGAAUACAGAUGAAGUAUAAACAAUAAAAA